AUGAACCGUUUGAACUCGCUGCUGGUGGUACUUUCAGUAGUGAUCGUUGGAAGCUGGGCACGUCACUAUGACUUUCGCGUACCGAUCAACGGAACUCGUGGUGCACCGCACUUUGCAACCCAGCCGAGCUGUGAAGUCGGCAAACGCCACCGGAACUACAGUCGCGGAUUGAAGCCACGGUGCCAUCCGUUUGAGAUGGGCAUCGGGAUCUACUACCAGAUGGACAUCAUGCUGAAGCCGGACGUUGUCGUGGUGCCUGAGGAGCCUGAGAUAAUAGAGUACAAUAAGUAUCGAUGGCCCGGUGGAAGGGUGCCCUACGUGAUCAAGGGAAACUUCUCUGCAGCCCACAAGACCAUCAUCGCUUUGGCAAUGGCUCAAUAUACCAAAAGCACGUGUGUUCGAUUCGUGCCAAGAACUAACGAGGUCACCUUUGUCACUAUUGACAACACUCCUACCGGAUGUUGGUCAUACGUGGGAAGAAGUUUGAACAACAAGUUUAACUUUGUGAAUCUGCAAGUUCCUGGCUGUGUCAGCACCGGAACGGUGGCCCACGAGUUGAUGCAUAUUCUCGGCUUCUACCACGAGUUCACCAGGAUGGAUAGGGACAACUUCAUUACCAUCGAUAUGGGAGCACUGGAUCCAGCGUAUCAAACAGCCUCGUUCUUCAACGGCAACUAUGGCAAGUUGACGUCAAAUUUAACUCCACUGUACGGCAUUCCGUACAGCUACGGUAGCGUGAUGCACUACUCCAAGUGGGCGGGGUCCACCAGCAGGAGCAGACCGGUGAUGAACAAUAUUAAACCAUGGACUGGAGACUUUGGCAACAAGAUCGGUCUGGCUGCUACCGAUGUGCAAGCCAUCAAUAUAAUACCGCGAACGGAUCAAGCGAUUCGCCAAGCUGGAUUGCUCGAAAAUUACCUCUUUCCAAACUCCGUCGAGCUGAUCCUGGAGUCAUUUUAUCUGGAUCACUGGGGCGUUCAGCUGUUCACCGAGCUCAACCGAACUCGGUACUUGUCCCUGCUGUACGGAAGCAUUCCAGCCGUCACGUUCGAAUCACCCAUUCUGGAGACCUUUUCGGUGGUGCAAACCAACACUUCCUCCUUCGAGGUCAGCCCCGUGCGGAAUUCCGUCCUAAAGACGCUGCAAAUCACCCGGAACAAACUGGCUACGAUCUCGCCCACCAUUCGCCAACUCUCCGGAUUGACCACGCUGGAUCUAUCCCAGAACGAGCUGGAGUACGUGGAUUUGGACCUGUUUGCCGGCAUGAAGAGCUUGAAGAACCUGGACCUGUCGGUCAACCAGAUCAGCUCCGUCGAUGCGUCGCCGGCACUUCAGCUGGGCAGGCUGAGGAACCUCUGGGUCAGCUACAACCGGCUGCAGCGGUUCGAGGUGUUCCCGGGGGCCUUCCCGGCGCUGGAUACGGUGCGACUGAUCGGGAAUCGCUGGAGCUGUGGAUGGGUAGAUGGCGCCCGGCGGGACAUUAUGGAUCGACGGAUUACGGCGUUCGGAGUGGAUUACGGUUGUAGCGAGAGUCGUCAGGGCGGGUUGUGUUGUUAUAAUACGGAGGUGACGACGACAGAGGGAGGUGAAUUGUUGAGGGAGGGACCGUUGCUGGAGGAGAUUCAAAAGUUGACCAGCGAGUUGGGAGUGAAGCCGCUGGAUACGAGUGGGGAUCAGUCGCUGGAGCUGUUGACGAGGAGCAGUGGCAAUGGCCAGGAGAAGAUCCUGGUAGGAGUGAAGCAUGAUCAGGUGAAGGUGUUUUUUUAAAGCGAUUAAAAAUAGAAUUUAUAUUGCAAUAGUUUUAGCAUAUUUAAUCAACAUGAGAGGAAAAUAAAUAACAAAUCGAUACACUCAUGUUAUUUUGAACAUUAAAAUCCUGUUGUAGGAUAAUAAAAAAGCA
This is a messenger RNA of Culex pipiens pallens (northern house mosquito), 1900 nucleotides long. RefSeq lists its product as uncharacterized. Lineage: Eukaryota; Metazoa; Arthropoda; Insecta; Diptera; Culicidae. The transcript has 5 exons. Gene Ontology annotation, molecular function: zinc ion binding; protein binding; metalloendopeptidase activity. The coding region runs from base 1 to 1767 and encodes 588 amino acids. The record is from RefSeq and is a predicted model, not a curated record. Gene Ontology annotation, biological process: proteolysis.